AUGGGCGAAGCCAUCAUCAUCAGCACAGAACGCGAAGGAUUUAAGAGAUCCGCUACAGAUUUGCUGGAUAUAUUUCACAAUACACUUAUUCUAUCUCAUAUUGUUGCUCAUUUGUCGCCAUCUUCAAUUACCAAGCUCACAGCAACGAACCGAGCCCUCCGAGACACCAUCAUCCACACCCCAGGUGUCUAUCGCCAUUUGGAUCUCAGGACCGUCAAGAGAGCCCACGCUGAUCUCGGCGCAAUUGACCACGGCGGUGAGAUUUGGAGAAAUACACAGCUUGAUGAAAACCUGACAGAGGAGGACUUCUACGCUGGCCCAUUGCGAGGAUUAUUCUCGACUCUGCAGAGGCAGCACAUCCUACAAGAUGUGCAGACACUUGUUCUCGAUGGACUCUCCGUGACGGCGGACUUUUGUCAUGACAUCAUCAACGACUCCAAAUUCAGCGUAAGGCUGCUUUCCAUCCGCGAUGUGAAGAACCUCAACCACGGGAAGCUUCGCGGCGCACUUCAGUAUGCCUGCCGCCCGAGCCGCGACGGAAGCCCGCGCCUCAAGGGCCUUUAUCUGUUUGGCCCCAAGGACGGCGUUUCUUCUCCGCAGUCCGCUACUGCUGGCUACAGCCCAGCCAGCGUCGGCGCCGAAUGGAACCAGCGCAGCCUGGGCGCAUUGACUGAUUCUUUGCAGCACAGCCGCGAUGCUUGGUGGGAUGUCAAGGGCCGACAGCUGAAGCGCCCCGUCCCCGUCGAGUGGGCAAACUGCUUGCUCGCCUGCAGUGGCGUCAUCGCCUUUGAUGCGCUGCUUUGCCAAGGACCGCGACACCGCAACAGCUCGGCUGCCGGAAUGGCCAACGUCCUCGCUGAACAUGGGCCUGCCGUUGCUACGUACUCCCUGUCGGGCUGUGUGGGCUGCGGCAAAGCCCCCGAAGGACUGAUUGCGCCGAGCUCGCAUGCCGUGAGCGAUUUGCCCUUGCUGGCGCCCCUGCCCAUCAUGUCUUCGUCGCUCAGAGCGGCAACUGCGCCUGGGCCGACGGCGACAGCCUUUGUGCCUCGAUGCGCCGAGUGCAUCAGCCAGCGCUACUGCCACUGCUGUAACAAGUGGUGGUGCGAGUCGUGCUACCAGCUGCCCAGCCAGGGCUCUCACCACGAGCCGGCCGUUGUCAUCAUGGAUGAUGGUGAUGGCAUUGGCCAGCUUGAAGAUUACAUGUUUCUUGAAGAAGCUACCCCAAAGAUCAAGAGCCGAGUGACCAAAAGCUGCUGGGAGUGCGGCAACAGCUGCGACGAUUGCAUAGACAAGACGCAGCGAGUCUGCAAAAAGUGCUGCGCCGGCUACUGCACCGUUCACAACGAAGGGUCCUCGGCCGACUUUUGUGACUGGUGCGUUUCUCGAGGCCGCAGAAUGGCCAAAACAAAGGGACAUGAGGGUAGCCCGCCGCCCCCAGCCAUGCUACGUGACAUCCGCCACCUGGACCACAUCCGCCGGAGAGCCGGAUUCUAA
This is a messenger RNA of Akanthomyces muscarius, 1494 nucleotides long. RefSeq lists its product as uncharacterized. Lineage: Eukaryota; Fungi; Ascomycota; Sordariomycetes; Hypocreales; Cordycipitaceae. The transcript is spliced from 5 exons. The coding region runs from base 1 to 1494 and encodes 497 amino acids. The record is from RefSeq and is a predicted model, not a curated record.